ACUGUGAGCAGAACCCCUACCACAACGGUCCCCACAGCACCAUCUACUCCAACCGCGCCUGCCACGCCGCUAGUCACUGUCGGCGACUGGGUCGAGAUCGGUUGUUACACUGAGGCUACCGCUUCCCGGGCACUCACCCUGGGAACCAAAGUCAACUACUCAACCAUGGACUUAGAAACAUGUUCCGCUUUCUGCUACACCUUAGGAGCUCUCUACUUCGGCGUUGAGUAUGGCGGAGAGUGUUAUUGCGGUAAUGAAUUAGAGGCAGGCAGUAUUCCGGCUACGGAUGGCUGCGUGAUGCCCUGCGCUGGCAAUCCAGCGGAGACUUGUGGUGGUUCAGACCGCCUCAAUUUGUUC
Molecule: messenger RNA, 357 nt
Organism: Hyaloscypha bicolor E
Lineage: Eukaryota; Fungi; Ascomycota; Leotiomycetes; Helotiales; Hyaloscyphaceae
Product: WSC-domain-containing protein
Exons: 2
Source: RefSeq, a predicted model, not a curated record